Messenger RNA from Fusarium keratoplasticum, 336 nucleotides. Its product is annotated as DUF953 domain-containing protein. The transcript has 2 exons. Gene Ontology annotation, molecular function: protein-disulfide reductase [NAD(P)H] activity. NCBI's taxonomy places the organism in Eukaryota, Fungi, Ascomycota, Sordariomycetes, Hypocreales, Nectriaceae. Gene Ontology annotation, cellular component: cytosol. The record is from RefSeq and is a predicted model, not a curated record. Bases 1 to 336 code for a protein of 111 amino acids.
AUGCCUCUCAUCGACGCCGAUACUCCCCCUACCACUAACGACCUUCACUACGUCGUCUAUUUCGCCUCUGGCGAGCCAUCCUGGUGCCCGGACUGCCGUGAUGCUCUCCCUGCUCUGAACAGCGUCUUUGGAGCUGAUUCGGCACCGACUGCCUACAUCGUCCGCGUAGGCUCCUUCGCCGAGUGGAAGGGCAACCCCAAGAAUAAGUACCGCAAUGAGCCGUACAACAUUCAAGGAGUUCCUACGGUUGUUCGGUAUCAAUAUGGCAACGAAGUCGCUCGAUUGGGCGACAUUGAGAGCCAGAACGAAUCCGAUCUGCGAAAGUUGAUUGCCUAG